Salarias fasciatus (jewelled blenny) is the source of this 2896-nucleotide messenger RNA. It is a transcript of the gene idua, whose product is annotated as alpha-L-iduronidase. The record is from RefSeq and is a predicted model, not a curated record. The transcript has 14 exons. Gene Ontology annotation, molecular function: L-iduronidase activity. Gene Ontology annotation, biological process: carbohydrate metabolic process. Bases 169 to 2085 code for a protein of 638 amino acids. Lineage: Eukaryota; Metazoa; Chordata; Actinopteri; Blenniiformes; Blenniidae.
UAGUCUAGUUUUGUAUAUUUCAUUUUCAUUAGAAAGAAACAUGUCUCAUUGUUCUUUGUAUUCAUAAUUCAAUAAUGUUUGAACCGUGAAUUUAGUAGAUAAUUUGAGAGUUUUAUCGUGUUUUUUUCGGCUGUCGCGGCGCACACACUGGAAUGCUGAGCUGCAGACAUGCUUUGGAGAACUUUUUCUCUCUUAGUUUUCCUCCUGAGGAUCUCUCAGACUUCAGGUGCUUCUUAUGUAGUCUCUGUUGAUGCAGGAACAGCGAGAGGAGAUCUAAAACACUUCUGGAGAAGCACUGGUUUCUGCCCUCCCCUCCCUCACACCCAGGCCCACCUGUAUGACCUGAGCACCGACCAGCAGCUGAAUCUGGCCUAUGUGGGCUCGGUGCCCCAUGGGGGCAUCCAGCAGGUCAGGAUUCACUGGAUGCUGGAGUUAGUCUCUGCACAAGAUGUUGGAGGACAACCUCAGUAUAACUUCACUAAACUCGACCAGCUGAUUGAACUGUUAUGGAUUAAUGGACUUCGACCAGGUUUCGAACUGAUGGGCAGUGUCUCCAACUACUUCACUGAUCUUGAGGAUAAAUUACAAGUGAUCAAGUGGAAACAAUUAAUUUAUCUCAUCGCCAAGAGGUACAUUGAUAAAUAUGGUCUUGGAGCUGUUGCUCAGUGGAACUUUGAAACCUGGAAUGAGCCCAACAACCACGACUUUGACAACGUCACCAUGUCAAUUCAAGGAUUUUUGAACUACUACGAUGCCUGUUCAGAGGGCCUGCGAGCUGCCAGCGGUCUCCUGACGUUUGGAGGUCCGGGAGACUCCUGUCAUUCCCCCCCACACUCCCCGUACUGCUGGGCUCUGCUGCAGCACUGUCACAACGGCACCAACUUCUUCACCGGGGAGACUGGAGUCAGGAUCGACUACAUCGCUCUGCACAAGAAGGGAGGAGGAUACUCUUUGCCCAUCCUCCAGCAGGAGAUUCAGACUGUUGGGGAGAUCCAGGAGCGUUUCCCCCGCUUCCGCAGCCUCCCUGUUUUCAACGAUGAGGCUGACCCUCUGGUGGGGUGGUCCAAGCCUCAGGAGUGGAGGGCGGAUGUGACGUACGCCGCCAUGGUGGUGAAGGUCAUAAACCAGCACCAAGACCUGCUGCUGGCGAACCCAAACAGCACCAUCAACUACACCCUUCUGAGCAACGACAACGCCUUCCUCAGCUACCACCCGCACGCUUUCACCCAGCGCACGCUCACCGCCCGCUUUCAGGUCAACAAUACGCAGCCGCCGCACGUGCAGCUCAUCAGGAAGCCCGUCCUCACCGUCAUGGGCCUGCUGGCCCUGCUGGGAGAGACUCAGGUCGUGGCUCAGGUCCUGAACCCAGCAGGAAGCAACAGCGGCGGCGGCGGCGGCGGCACGGUGGGGGUCCUGGCCAGCGUCCACACACCUGUAAGACCCGGCGGUUCAGACAGCUGGCAGGCAGCGGUGUUAAUCUACAACAGUGACGACAACAGCACAUCCACAAACACCGACGACGUCACCGUCUCACUGAAAGGACUGGCUGCUCACAAAGAUCUGGUGUAUGUGACGUAUUACAUGGACAAUAAUGUGAGCAGCCCGUACCAGCUGUGGCAGAGCAUGAGGAGCCCCGACUUCCCCACAGCAGAGCAGUUCAGACGCCUCCGGAGUCUGCAGGACCCUCGUACCGAUGGACCCUGGGACGUUCCUGCAGGAGAAGCUCUUACUCUGAAGGCCACACUUCCUGUGCCCUCUGUCCUCCUCGUGCAUGUUUGUGCUCGACCCAAAGCCGAGCCGGAUCAGGUGAGCUCGCUGCGCUUCAUCAGGAUCACGAAAGGCCAAGUCCUCGUUAUCUGGUCGGACCACUGUGUCCAUUCAAAAUGCAUUAAGACGUUUGAAGUGGAGUUUUCCACAGACCAGAAGGAUUUUAGACGAAUUAACACGCAGGACACCAUUUUUACCUCUUUCGUCUAUUCACCAGUGAACGAGGAGGUCAGCGGAGAGUACAGGGUUCGAGCGCUGGACUAUUGGGGACGGCCCGGCUCCUACUCGCUCCCUCAGAGGUACUCAGAACAGGAGUAGAGCCGGCUCCAGGCCUUUCUGUAGAUACUGAAGACUUAAUGCACAUGGAUCAACGUGCAGAUCUUUAUUUUUAUGUAGAAUUUGUGAAAAAAAGUGUUUUCCUGUUACAAUAAGAAGAACACAAAAAAAACCAAAAAAAAAACACGGCAUUGGUUGUAUUUUAGGACUUUUUAAUUCCACUCUGGAUUUAUAAAUUUGUCGAUUAAAUGAAUAAAUCUAUAUUUUUAAUUCACCUCUUGGAGUGUUAACUACUCUAUGAAUGUGUAAAUAAAAUUGUUGCUGUUUCUAUAAAUUGUGUUCAGUGAUUAAAACGUUUCAAAAUAGACCAAAGCUUUGUAGCUCUACCCCUUUUUGACUUUGCCUAUAUAAUCAGAAAUUAUUUGCACAAGUUCUUACAUCCCAAAAAACACCCCAAAUUCUACUAAACUAUAGUGAAUAGAGUAUAGACCAUCUGUUACUUGGCAUUCGAUGAGUGAAGUCGACACGGACAGCAGCAGGUUUCUUUACAAAAUUUAUUGUCACCAGUGCAGAAUGUUCACACAGUGCAGAUGUUUCCCCUCAGGGUGACACGUUUUGUACGGUUGGUUAGAUGUUUACAUUCACUGAGUCGGUCGUAGUUUCCAACAAAUUUGCCUUCAGAAUUACACAUUAACCUUGGCAAGUUUAAAUCUUUUGAGGGUCGUCGGAUUGGAGUCGUCAAUUAAUUUGCUCCUCGUGACGUUGGGCCGUCACAAAAUGAUCCUAACCGGAGUUCUGUCUCCACUUCACGCUUGAUCUUUGAUCCACUUUGAUGAAGAAUCGCCCAAGAGAG